Molecule: messenger RNA, 5244 nt
Organism: Fibroporia radiculosa
Lineage: Eukaryota; Fungi; Basidiomycota; Agaricomycetes; Polyporales; Fibroporiaceae
Exons: 7
Coding region: 1-5244 (1747 amino acids)
Source: RefSeq, a predicted model, not a curated record
AUGCCACUCCUCCGGCGUAAGCGGUCCUCUGCGAAUGUCGCGAUUUCGCAACCCACAGUACCGAAGAGCACACACAAGCAUACACGCUCGCUCUCAACAAGCAGUACCGCGCCGCAACUUCCGCCACUCAGCGCAAUCUCGCACUCGGCCCGGCUCGCUCCGACACCGAGCACCAGCACGAGCGAGGCAAGCGUACCCCCCUUAUAUGCGCGGUUCGCGACGAUGCAUCGUGGUGCAUCACAGGACGAACUGGGACCUACUUUGGGUUCGAAUGCAGGAACGGGAGGUGAAAGGCUGGGUCGCAGUACGAGUGCGAGUGUACGGGAGAAAGAGAAGAGGAGGGAGAGAGAAAGAGAAGAGGAGCGCAGGCGGGAGAAAGAAAAAGAGAAGGAGAGGGCAAGAGAACAAGAAGAAGAGCGCAGGCGAGAGAAUGAGAAGGAGAGGGCAAGAGAGGAGAGGAGAGAGCGUAGGCGGGAGAGGGAGCGUGAACGAGAGCCGACAAGGACGAAGGAAAAAGACAAGGAGCGUCUAAGAGAAACGGAUGCCGAGCGAGCGAUCAGGAAAGAGCGAGAACGAGAGGAACGAAGGGCGCGGAAGAAGGAGAGGGAACAUGAGAUUGAGCUGGAGGCUGAGCGCGAGCGGAAGAGGGAAAAGGCCCGAGAGGAAGAACAAGAGAGAGAAACGGAACGAGCCCGGCGCCACCGUGAUCGCGAGCGCAAGGUGAGCACCAGUAUAUCAUCAAGUGUUGGUGCAACCGACCCAGACGCACGGCGCACACGGCGGCCAUCGCACUCGCGUGCUGGCCCACCUCUCUCGCCGUCUGCCACGGCGCGCUAUGCAUACGCAGAUGUGGAAGCGCGAAUCACGGAGGCGCACACGCGCACACGCACGUCCUCGUCCUCAUCUCAACGGGCUGGCGGGACUGCGGGAACGUUCGCACUACCGACGCCGCCCUCGUCGAGCGCAUCGUCAUCGGUGCAGGCAAUGUCUACGCCAGGGUCGACGUUGAUGUCUUCGCCGGUGUCAACGCAGACAAUGUCGCCCUCGUCCUCAGCUCAAAUGAUGUCUCCCUCGUCUCUACGCCUACAACCAACGGAGGUGACCUUGCCGCCCGUCCCCGCGCACGUCAUGUCGCCUCUUGUGGGGGCAGAGAACGUCCGGGGGUUGGACGAUGUAGGGGAGACACUUUCAAAGAUGUCGUCGCCACCGCCACCGCCGCCAUUUGCAGAAACGCUUGCGCAGGUGCUGUUGUCGCCUCCUGCGCCGCACACCCUGCCUUUGUCUCCCCCCCCGCGGCCCGUGCCCGCACUGGCGCAGCCAGCGGACUCGCCUUCGCGUUCGUCUCAUGUGAAGACGCAGGACCAGCCAGUCGAACAAGCGGACAUCUCGACCCGCCAAUCGCCGGUGAAAACACAAGAGUUGCCAUUUUUGCCUGUGGACGUCGACCCGCGAUCGAAGCCACAGCCGCCGCUGCCACCACCGUCGCCGUCUCCGCCAGAGCAGUCAAAUCAUGAGCAGACAAGUCAGCUAAAAAGUGAAACACAACCACCCGCUGGGGUGCAUGCUGCGCUGGCCUCAAGCACAUCGCAGGGGAAGCCGCGGCGGAAGUACUCGUUGCUGGCCGCAUUUGGGCCCCUGCCAUCGUUUGGGCGGACCGGGAAGGGGCAAGGGCAGGAGAGCGGAGACGAAGGAGAUCGCGAAGAGAAGGCUCAGACGUCAAAGCUCCAGCACACCAAAAGCGACCCUUACGCUCAGAGGGCUGCUGCCUCUAGCUCGCGCUUGCGCGAACCGGUUCGAGCUGCCACAUCUCUCGCUCACCCACAGCAGGCUCUCUAUCACCAACAAACACAAAAGCAAUCGAAGUCAACGUCGCGCCCUGCCCCCGUUCCUGGUUUCCCAAAUUCCCUUUCUCAAGCUACCAGUACUCGACCUGGUCCUUCCCCGCAAGUAAUAGCUACUAGCCCCCGCUCGGUACAUAGGAAGCUCCCGCCCUCGGCUGCUUCAAUUUCUACUUCGACUCAGCCGCAUACAGCUAGUUCGUCCUUCUCGUCGGGCUCAAGUGCACAGCGCUCUCGGUCGCAUUUACCUCCGUCUUCAACUACAUCUCAUUCUGUCCCGUCUACGCAGCCAGCCGCACCUUCUCGUGUCAUUAGGAACUCUAAUGCCGACGUGACAUAUCCGAACGAGGCCGAUGUAGCGCGCCACUUUGAUACUCAUGUAGACGGUAAAAAUAUGGCGAAGCCUAUCGCCGCUGCAUAUCCCUAUGCGUAUCAAUACCCACAUGAGCAGGCUCUUCCACCAUUGACAACAUCUGGGUCUGUCUCACGAUACCCUGUACAUCUGCACCCGCAAUAUCAAGAACGAUAUGGGCAGCAGCAGCAACAUCAUCAACAUCGACAACUACACCAAAACUUUCAAGAUGUGGGUCCGAUCUUGGGUAAGCCGCGCAUUUUUGCUGCGUUGGCGACGGAUGAGCUUGAUAUGGGCAUGGGUGGACAAGGUGGUAGGGAGGAUGCUGUGCUCCCGCCUGGAGUCUACCAAGAGCCUGCAUUGGUGAAAGGCCGUCCACUGAUUUUCAAGGCUAUGUCAGAUCCCGACGCACAUCCGAUUCAGGCUAUCACGGCACAAGAGAUCGCUGUCGAUGACGCUCCGUAUAUGACCUAUUAUUCACGUGAAUUGGCUGAAACAUGUGCUCCAGAAAAAACUACGCCUGAUGAAAGCAAAAUAUAUGAACCUGAAGUUGCCGCUCGGAUAGCGGAGACGGAGGAAGACCACGACCCGACUAACGAUGUCAAUAACACCCACGAAGCGGAGGACCGGGAAGAUGAUUCCGAAGGCGCGCCGAGGGACUUCGAAAACACUUACGGAUAUCCGACCCCACGCUCACCGUCGCCCGUGCUGGAGUCUGACGCGGAGCAAGAGACGCGUGGGCGAGGUGACGCUGGACUCUUUGUACAUCGCGAAUCUAGUGGUAGCGGCAGCGGACACGGGCAAGGCCGUAGGCAAAGCCACUCAUUGCCUCCACCUACCCUGUCUGAGCACGAACACGGACGCGAGCGAUCUGCAUCUCCCCACCAUGACACGGAUGAAGAUGCUAUGCGGGACCCGAAGAGACAUAGGCGCCCGCGGAAGCUCAGCAAACCUCGCCGCGGACACUCGCAGGACACGCGCGGGCAUGCUCGCAGCGAGUCUGUCGACUCACAGAAAGAGGUGGGCCCAUUAGGAUCCCCAAUACAACUGCGAAUGGCACCGUCGGGGAGCUCGGUAGACUCGGAACGCACCACCGGGGCACGGGGGCUCGGAGCGGCGCUGGGCGGGAUUGUGGGAUUUGGCGUGAAAGCGCUGACGGAGAAGCAGGUUGAGCGACUCGGUGCACGCGCGGGAUCGAGCACGGAGCGGAGCAAGGAUGGGAGUGCGAGUGCGGGUACGGGUGCGAGUGCUAGUGUCGGUGCGGAGGUGCGUGAGGGCGCGGAUAUGAGGGAGGGGAGCCAACGAGAGAAGAAGCCAGCGAAGCUGAGGAAGGAGAAAGAGAGGCGAGGCGAGAAAAACGUGGAAGAGUGGGAGCAGAUCGAGCGGGAGGAUGCGAUGAUACCCGAGGCUGAUAGCCGGAGACGACACCCCCCGACGCCUGUGUCACCGGAGGAGUACGCGCGGGCGCGGUCGAUGCGGCGGGGAAUGCGACUAGGCAAGCUUUCAUUCGGCGCAGGACACGAUGCGAGUAUCGAGAUGAUACCGCCGAAACCAAGUGGGCCAUACCCGUUUGUGAGACACCUGAUGACACCCCCCCUACUAGCAGGGCUGCUAGCUCAUCUAACGUUUGCGGAAUGGUGCGCCGUCUCACGGGUGAGCAAGGCAGCAAGAGAGACAGUGGACAGGGAGAGGGAGCUGAGGGAAUGUGUGCUGGAGCGAUUCUUGUGUACGGUGGGUUAUGUGCGAUGGAUAUGGGGGGAGAAGGAAGGAGAUUUGGUCAAGCAGGAGAAAGAUAAAGAGCGAGGGAGAUCUGCGGUGAAAUCGAAGUCGGAGAAAGAGCCAUUGGUGCUCUCCCUCGGUGAUCUCCAUGCAUAUAUGCGCAGUGUGUCCAUACCCUCGCAUCAGUUUGCCAACUUCGCAACUUCCUACUUGCAGGCGAAAGGCGACAUAGACCAGCAAAUGACCGUCCAAGAUCUUGCUAGGGCAUGCCGCGCGUUCACUCGCGUUGUUCUCCGCCUCCGUGCUCAAGCUGAAAUACAGGCCAAAUAUGCUCCCCCACCUCCCGAAAACCCAGCUGGUAGUCCCCGUCUUAUGAGCCCGGUUACCUCACGGAGCCCGUCCAUCAAUCACUAUCGCGGUAUGUCACGGAGUUCGAGCCGCGCGCCUUCCCCGUCGUCGUCCUUCUCCCACUCUCAUUCGCCAUCAUACUCUCAGUCUGUGUCUGCUCAUGUUCAGGCGCAAUUCUCACCGCGUACGCGCAGCUCGCGUGGGCGGGAGAGCGUCGCCCCAGGCGGUUUUCACUCACCCUUGUUUCGCCUCCGCCGCGCGCCACUUUUACAAGUGUUCGUUCCGUCCCCAGAGGGAGAAUGGUUAUCGGAUGAGAGCGUACUUGCGUGUGAGAACGAACUUAGGGGAGCGGGCGUGAUGCAUUUAUUGCGAGCGGGGGAUGUUGUGUGGGAUGUCGCUGCGGGCGAUGAGGCAAACACGGGCAGGAUGGUGUGGGAUGGGAGCUAUCUCUUGGACCUGGACUACACCUGGUCGAGGACUGGCGACCUACCGUACUAUCUCCCGACGCUGGCGUUUCCGCCGUCGUAUUUCCACCGCGUCAUACGCACCCCGGGGAGUGGGAAUCCGAUUUGUCACAUCGACAUCUCGCCGUGGGGGGGUGAGGUUGCGGCAAAUCUACAGCUUAUACAAGAUAGGACCAAAACCGAAACGCCACAAGGUAGUCACCACACAGUAGUGCGCUGGGUCCACCGGUCGUCAUUUUCUGUCCGCCCGUCUGCACCUGACAAGCCCAUCAUCAUUGCUGUCCCCUCAUCAAUUCCUCUCGGCCCUCAACCCGGCGGUACCUGGUAUGUUGAUCGCGGCUGGUACGGCACGGUAAUAGUCGAGGCGGAAGGCACAAAUGAGGGCCUGGCAGACUUACAGGCACGGUGUGGACGAGCCUUCCCGCCACGCGCUGUUGGUGCGAAUCCACGUCCGAGUACGGGCGGGAAAGAUAAGACGCCUGGAGGGAGCAUGGUAUUCCGAAUCUUGCGAGAGAAGAGGUGA